Pisolithus orientalis is the source of this 626-nucleotide messenger RNA. RefSeq lists its product as uncharacterized. The record is from RefSeq and is a predicted model, not a curated record. NCBI's taxonomy places the organism in Eukaryota, Fungi, Basidiomycota, Agaricomycetes, Boletales, Pisolithaceae. Gene Ontology annotation, cellular component: mitochondrial inner membrane. Bases 107 to 382 code for a protein of 91 amino acids. The transcript is spliced from 4 exons.
UUGAUUGUGCGAUGUACAUGUGCUACACAUGUCUGAUCCAAGCUUCUAUGGGUCAUGGACAUAAGCAGGGAGGAAAAAUAUAUCCGUCCUACAGGACUGGGGAUGCAUGGUUAACACGGCAAAAGCUGCAGUACUUGAGAUAAACAAAAUCAAACAACGGUCCACCUUUUCCAAGUCCCUCACCAUGGCAAGUGGAAGUCAUCCGUCCGGCUUUAAUCCUCAUCUACCUGGCUUCCGAUACCAGGUUCUCUCAAAACUUCUUGGAGCGUCUAUGUGGUUCUUCAUCUUGUACAGAGCACGCGAGGAUGGUCCUAAGCUACUGGGUUUGCGUCAUCCGUGGGAGGGUCACGGUCAUCACGACGAACACUCUGAAAGCCAUUGAUUUCGAGUCUUUACAGAGGACAAAUGUAUAUCCCAUUUCUCGUUCAGAGGUGCAUUGACCUGCCCAUUGCGUCCAACUACAAGAAUGUGCCAAUUCUGAGAAAUCCAAAUUCUUGUGUCCGAACAUUGUAGAAAACUGUUGGUUUCGUCAGCGUUGAAUACGCGGUUAAUAAUGCGUUGCUUUUUGCUGGCCGAGAUAGUUCAAGCUUCGGUGAACGUUGUCCUCGUGGUGCUGGAUGUGAAUG